AUGCUUGAUUAUUCCUCCACUGAUUUUAUGUCGACUUUUGAACCAGAAGAAACUAAUACUCAAACCUUGGAUUCAGAUCUCAGUUUAGGAUCCUCCUCUCUCGACUCCUUUUUUGCUGAUGAAUCAAAUCCUCCAAUUGAUCAUCCUUCAACUCCCAAUUUCGUUGCCAAUGAUCAAAUAUUUCGUAACGAAGAUGAUUAUUUUAAUGAUGAUUUAAAUCGUCCGUUAUUGUCUCCAGAUUUCAAAUCUACUUCCCCAACAAUUAUCAGCACAGAUGAAAACAAUCCCAAGAUCCAUCACGCCUCUCUCGGUCAGAGCACCAUUGCUACUUCCUCUACCAACCAAGAAGCAGCAGUUGCUGAUGCGAGUCAAUUAUUGUUUGAUCCCUUGAAUUCUCUUGAUGAUGGUGUUCAAGACUUGGUGGUGGUUGAUGAGGGUAGUGUUGCUACUGUUGUUGUUGAUCCAGCACCUCCCUCUACUUCUGAAACAACCACUACCGAUAGUGGUGCAGCCACUUGUUCUCAAGAAGAAUUAAUGUGGUGGUGGUGGCUCUAUCUAUCAGAGCAAGGACUUGGUGCAGCAGCAGCAACAACAACAACAGCAACCCAUGGUAAUACUGAGAGUCCAUCUUGUGUAUCUUUUGUACAACCAAAAAUACCUUCUCCAAUGUAUGAUUGUCCAAAUCAUAUCGUUAAUACCAACACUGAGAAUGAUGAAGCUAAUAACAAGAAGAAGAGAAAGAGAAGAGGUGGUAAUGACCCAACAACCUCUCGUACCACUUCUUCUCAGCCUUCUCUUGCUUCUACUUCCGAAGAAGAAGAAGCAUCCUCUUUGGAAAGUAAGACCAAGAAGAGAAAAACUGCAAAGAAGAAGAAAGCUAAAGGAAACUCCUCUGCAGCUGCCAGUAGUAGUAGUAGCAGUCGUCGUAGCAGUGAUGAAGAGAGCACAACUUCAGACCAUUGUACCAAUUCACAGACGAGUCAAUGGUACAAUAAGCUCUCAGCCUCUGCCACUUAUUUGGAGUUGGAACUUGUGAAUGGUUCCACCUUAGCCAAGAAUUCCAUUGAUCUACAUAUCUAUUCAAGUCCAAGACGCCAAUAUGGACCAAUUGAAGGAGAUUUAGAUGAUUUGAAAUACCAUCAAACAUUGAGAAUCCAUGUUGGUCCUCUUUCCGAAUACAGAAUUCUGUCCAACCACAUUUACAUUUCGUUGAAGGAAGUGUUGAAACAAAUUCGAAAACCACGCAAAACCCAUACUUGGAUCAGAAUUGAAAACUCGCCUCAAUUCCUAUUUCUGUAUUGCCAAACAGGAAAAGCUCCAGGCGUUCAUAAUGUUGUGAACAUUUCUUCAAGUGGCACCAUUACCUCAAGAACAGGUAGCUUGAACAAGUAUUCACCAUGUGCCAAAAAACCAAAUGAUUAUGAAUUUAUCAUACUCGAUCAUUGCUCAAAAACUAGUCAUUGA
Molecule: messenger RNA, 1464 nt
Organism: Naegleria lovaniensis
Lineage: Eukaryota; Heterolobosea; Eutetramitea; Acrasida; Naegleriidae
Exons: 1
Coding region: 1-1464 (487 amino acids)
Source: RefSeq, a predicted model, not a curated record